UUUACUGAAAAUUUCAGAGAGAAGCCAUGGCCGUAUUCCACGAUGAAGUAGAAAUAGAGGACUUUGAAUACGACGAGGAGUCUGAGACAUAUUUUUAUCCUUGCCCUUGUGGCGAUCAGUUUCAGAUCACAAAGGUAAAGUGUCUUCCAUAAGCUUGAGUUUAAGGCUAAUUACUUUUUCUUAAUAAAUUAAAGGUCUUAAAAGCUUUAAGACUGCAGACUACAGAAUUAGCUCCACUGUCUGUGAUUGAGCCAUAUUGGGCUACCUUUUGUAAACCUUGCUUACGCUUUUAGUACAAAGACGAUUAAACUGAUAUUAAAUAAAGCCUUUCUCCUGUAUGGGUAACUAACGUAAUCUUUUAAACCACAUUAAAAUUACUGCCGUUUUUGUUUUAGGAGGAGUUGGAAAACGGGGAGGAUGUAGCUCGGUGCCCGAGUUGUUCAUUAAUUGUGCGAGUCAUCUAUGAUAUGGUUAGUUGUUUGUUUAUACUUGUUAUGGUUUGAACUUAUACCAGGAAACAUUUUGUCCCGGGUAUUUUGUAAGUUUGGGUGCAAUACACGUGUACAUGUUAGUUAACUUUACAUGAACUGAUACUUUGCAAGAAGCUAGGUUGCUCAUGAUAGAGACCCUGUGAACAAUAUAACGCAAGUUUCUUGUUUAAAAGUUUUAGGGGUUACCUUACAAAGUAAUCACAGAUUUAAUGAGCAUAUUAAGGUUAAACUGCAGGAGUCCAAUAGGGGUCUUUAUGUGAUAAGAUGUUUACGUAAAGAGGGAUACCAACAACCAGAUGUAGAGUACGUUUUUAGAUCAAUAAGGUCCAGAGUUUUCUUCAGCGCUGCCAUAUACGCAAAUAUAUUUUGUACCAAAUUGACAUAAACGAUGUGUUAGGAGAGGUAGAUCGCUCACUUUUCAAGAAGAUUUCCAGUAUGCCUGGCCAUCCUUUGUACCCUUCGGUCCCCAAAAUGAAAGAGAGUUCAGUAUGCCUCGGAAUUCCCGGCAGUCAACUCCCCAGGGUUAAUACCCAGCAUUUUAAAAGUAGUUUUUUUAAUAGCUUAUAGGCUAUUUUUCAAAUAUAGGGUAGCUCUUUAAUGUAAUAUGGAGCUUGAAUGUUAUUCAAUGCUUCUAUGUGGAAUUUUUUAAGCCUUGUAGUUCUUUCUGCUGUUUUUAAUGUGAGUGUUCUUGGUUUUUAGCAUGUCUUUUUGCUUAAAAAACAAUAAAGACCUUUAUUAUUAUUAUUAUUAUUAUUAUUAUUAUUAUAUGCACGCACAAUUUAUGGAAAGACAAAAGGCAACUAUUGGUCAAUGUACGUGAACACGAGUCAGCUGCGUGUUGGGUAAUAUGUCAACCAACAGAUUGUCUGCACGUCACUCGCAUAUCGAAGUAUAAGCUGACUGAUAGUGUUUGUCGGUAUUUGACUAAUAAUCAGUCGACAUAUCGCUCAAUACGCCAUCAACAUUCGGCCGAUACUAUAUAUUGAUAUGUAGCAUAUUCUUCUUCUGGAGUUAUAUUUGCUGUCUACUCAAUUUUUUAUCAUUUCUGUUGCCAAGGCAGCAGUUUUGAAGGCACUUUGACCUGUGGCAAAUGUCUGCCUAUCCUGCCUAGCAAUAUUCUUAAUGAACUUGUGUCCAUGCAAGUAAUAUGUUCAAACACUCCGCUUGCCCCAGGGGUGGCAUUCUAUGCAAAUGAAAAUAUCAAUACAUGGUAGCAGUAUUGACCAAGUGUUGACCAGCAUACUGACCAACAAAAACCCAUGUAUUGGCCAAUAUGUUGUAUGUGUAUUAACCAACACAUUAGCUGAUACACGGCUGACACAUGGGUUGAUAUGUGGGCUCUGCCUAUUGGACAAGUGUAAGUCAAUAUGUCAGUGCAGAAGCUGCAAAGUGUUCAUUAGAGUUGAAGGUGAUGACUUUUGUCCUGGUUUUUGAAAACUUCAUUGCUAGUGUCAUCAGCAAUCCUGUUCAAGAGUACUGGUAUUCGCAUGGGGAUUAUUAUAUUUUUUCUCACUUACUGCACAUGUAUUAUAUGAUUAGAUGUUUGCAACCAAUGGAGACAAUUUUAAGCUAUUAUUCCAUUGAAAUUCCUUGACCAGGAGACUUAUAGGAGUUGAUUAACCAUGGUUAAUCUAGUUCUAGUUAAUAAUAAUCACAUUGCAGACACCUAUUGCAGCAAUUUAAAGUCUCUUUCAACUUAUUUUAAAUAACUGCUUAAUAUAUUUUUCAUCUAGGACGAUUUCAUGGUUGCAGAAGAAGUUGUAGCACCACCACCAGUGAUGGAAAAGGCUUAAACAAACAU
Porites evermanni is the source of this 2292-nucleotide messenger RNA. NCBI's taxonomy places the organism in Eukaryota, Metazoa, Cnidaria, Anthozoa, Scleractinia, Poritidae. The record is from the annotation of a GenBank genome assembly.